Molecule: messenger RNA, 1790 nt
Organism: Scatophagus argus
Lineage: Eukaryota; Metazoa; Chordata; Actinopteri; Scatophagidae
Gene: mitfa
Product: melanocyte inducing transcription factor a
Exons: 10
Coding region: 1-1563 (520 amino acids)
Biological process (GO): regulation of transcription by RNA polymerase II; melanocyte differentiation
Cellular component (GO): nucleus
Molecular function (GO): DNA-binding transcription factor activity, RNA polymerase II-specific; protein dimerization activity; RNA polymerase II cis-regulatory region sequence-specific DNA binding
Source: RefSeq, a predicted model, not a curated record
AUGGAUAUCAAGGCAUUGUUGUUUGGCCAGGAAAAUAUCACUGGAUGCAACAAAUCAGUGUUCUGCCUGUUCAGGCCUGUUCUGUGUAACUACUUUCCUCCUCUCUUUGCCCUUGGGUGGGCUGGGGUCCUCAGUGCUCCCCCAGACCUGCCUGGCCUCUACAAAAGCCUCCAGAGUUCCCACCCUCUCCUGGCCGUGACGUCAUGGGUCCGGCUCCCAGAGCAACCGGUGUUUAGCCAUCACCAGGGUCAAGAGCGCAGGGAGGACCGAGAGAAGAGGACCAGAGACCUUCUGCACCACAGCACCCAACACACCUCCACUAUCCAUGUCACACCUUCCCACGGCCGGCCUGCUGUGAACCAGCUGCCCAUGGAAGUUCUCAAGGUGCAUACCCACCUGGAGAGUCCCACCAAGUACCACAUCCAGCAGGCCCCUCGGCAGCAGGUGAGGCAGUAUCUGUCCACCACCCUGGGUGGUAAGGCUGGCAGCCAGUGCCCCAGCCAGCCCCCGGAGCACGGCAUGCCACCCGGGCCUGGCAGCAGCGCCCCCAACAGUCCCAUGGCCCUGCUAACCCUCAGUUCCAACUGUGAGAAAGAGAUGGAUGAUGUCAUUGAUGAUAUUAUUAGCUUGGAGUCAAGUUACAACGAAGAUGUUCUUGGGCUCAUGGACCCAGGACUUCAAAUGAACAAUCCGCUCCCUGUGUCUGGUAACCUUCUCGAUGUGUAUGGAAACCAAGGGCUUCCACUGCCUGGCCUCGCCAUCAGCAACUCCUGUCCACCCAACAUCAAGAGGGAAUACACAGCUCCUGGCAUGAAGCAAGUACUGGACAAGCCUGGAUCCUGUGGCCAGUAUGAAAACUAUCAAAGGCCAGAAGGCUUUCCAGUAGAGGCUGAAGUUCGUGCUCUUGCUAAAGAGAGACAGAAGAAAGACAAUCACAACUUAAUUGAACGAAGACGGAGAUUCAACAUCAACGAUCGCAUCAAGGAGCUGGGAACCUUAAUACCCAAGUCAAAUGAUCCAGACAUGCGUUGGAAUAAGGGCACCAUUCUGAAAGCCUCAGUGGACUACAUCAGGAGGCUACAGCGAGAGCAGCAGAGAGCUAAGGAACUUGAGUGCCGACAGAGAAAAUUGGAGCACGCAAACCGUCAUCUGAUGCUUCGUAUACAGGAGUUGGAGAUCCAGGCUCGUGCUCAUGGCCUUGCAGUGGCGUCAACACCAUCCGUCUGCACAUCGGAUUUGAUGGCACGAGCCAUUAAACAGGAGCCUGUCCUCGGCGACUGUCCCUCAGAUCUCUACCAACACAGCUCACCCCCUGACAUGUCCCCACCCACCACGCUGGACCUCAACAAUGGCACCAUCACCUUUGACCAGAUUCCUUCAGAUGCUGGGGACCCUGGCCCUUAUGGAAGCUCCAGGACCUGUAAAAUGAAAGAACUGGUAACCCUGUCGCCAAUUUCCCCAAGUGAUCCCCUGCUGUCUGCAGUGUCCCCAGAUGGCUCCAACAGCGUUAGCAACCACCACAGUUCCUGCUCUAGUAUGGAGGAGAAAGAGCAAGGCUGUUAGCAUUGUUCAAUGCCAUGAGCCAUACUGACAUUUUCUAUCUGUAGCGCCCCAAUAAGGCACGUCACCUUAAAGGGACAUCAUGUUUUGGUUCAUUUUUCACUGAACUCUCAUGUUCAAAUACUGUAAUGAGAGUGAGACUUUCAUUUUGUUGACUGUACAAGAUAUUUUUAUAUUCUAAUCUCAUAUAACUGAACAGUUCAGAAUCACAUGACAAACAUGUAUGAGGU